AUGGAUAGGGAAAUGAGGAGAUUUGACGGUGGUGAGCGAGAGAGGCUGGCUGACUUAGAGAAUUUGCUUGAGUGGUGGCAGGGCAAGAAGAGGGAACUCUGGAUUGUGGGUAAGUCAGACAGAUGGGAAAUGAGAUUGGCUAAUGGGAAAAGAGUGCACGGGAAGGGCAGACGUGGAAUUGUGAACGGGAGCAGAGAAGUGAACAAGGAUAGUGAAGUUGAGGGAUCGUGGGAUUUUAUGAGUGAUUAG
Messenger RNA from Anisakis simplex (herring worm), 249 nucleotides. The record is from the annotation of a GenBank genome assembly. Lineage: Eukaryota; Metazoa; Nematoda; Chromadorea; Rhabditida; Anisakidae.